AUGUUCGCCAAGCUCUUCACCGUCGCCUCCAUCGCGAUCCUUGCUGCCGCCACCCCCACCCCCGGUGGGGAGCCCGCGUCGUCCUGCAGCACCGGGGACCUUCAAUGCUGCGACAGCGUCGAGAAAGCCAGCGACCCCGCUGCGGCGGGCAUUCUCGCCCUCCUCGGUAUCGUCGUCCAAGAUGUCGACGCGAUGGUCGGCCUCACCUGCGACCCCAUCACGGUCAUUGGUGUUGGCAGCAGCGGUUCUUGCUCUGCCCAGGCUGUCUGCUGCUCGGACAACUCCCACGGUAGCGCCGUCUCUAUCGGCUGCGUCCCCGUGACGCUCUGA
Trametes versicolor FP-101664 SS1 is the source of this 330-nucleotide messenger RNA. Its product is annotated as hydrophobin. The coding region runs from base 1 to 330 and encodes 109 amino acids. Gene Ontology annotation, molecular function: structural constituent of cell wall. Lineage: Eukaryota; Fungi; Basidiomycota; Agaricomycetes; Polyporales; Polyporaceae. The transcript is spliced from 3 exons. Gene Ontology annotation, cellular component: fungal-type cell wall. The record is from RefSeq and is a predicted model, not a curated record.